GUCGUAUCGCCAUUUCUGUUCCCAUCAAAAACCGAUCAGUGUUCUCUCUCUAUCCCGUUUACAAGUUUUUGUCCCACUUAGACUUUAGGUCAAAAUGCUAACUUUCUCCAUUUGAGUUCUUCAGAUCGUUACUCGUAAUUGCUUUGCCAAAACUGUUCUCCAAUCCCAAAUCGCAAAACAUUGGCUUAUAUUUUUUUACGCCAACGAUUUUGCUUCUAAUUUGUUACCAAAACCAAAACCCCUCAAUUCUCUCCUAUUUGCUUGUGAUCCAUCCUGAAAUUUCAAGCUAUUGUUGUGUAUAUUUUUUGUUUAUUUUCCUAUCGAUUGAGAAUUUUAGGCUUUUAGAUCGGCGGCUAGUUGAUUGAUUAGUUUUUAGUUAGGGUUGUGGAGAUUUUUCGGUAGAGUUCGAAAUGAAUAACAACUACGCACGAGGAGGUGGGGGAAGGUAUCCGCCGGGAAUUGGGCGUGGUGGUGGUGGUGGGAAUUAUCAUGGAAACCCUAAUCCUAAUUUCCAACAACAGUAUGCUCAAAGGAAUCCAGCGCACCACCAGCAGUUUCUACAGCAGCAACAACAACAACAACAACAACAACAACAAUGGCUGAGAAGAAACCCUGUGGGAAAUGAUUCGAGUGUGGUUGACGAAGUGGAAAAGACUAUACAGUCCGAAGCUGCUGACCCUAGUGGUCAAGAUUGGAAGGCACAAUUGAGGCUUCCACCAGCUGACACUCGAUACAGAACAGAAGAUGUGACAGCGACCAAAGGAAAUGAAUUUGAAGAUUACUUUCUCAAGCGUGAGUUGCUUAUGGGGAUAUAUGAGAAGGGUUUUGAAAGGCCAUCUCCAAUUCAAGAAGAAAGCAUCCCAAUUGCCCUCACAGGAAGUGAUAUUCUUGCAAGAGCUAAAAAUGGAACAGGGAAAACUGCUGCCUUCUGCAUUCCUGCUUUAGAAAAAAUUGAUCAAGAUAGCAAUGUUAUUCAAGUGGUUAUACUUGUUCCAACUAGAGAAUUGGCUCUUCAGACAUCUCAAGUCUGCAAAGAACUUGGAAAACACCUAAACAUUCAGGUCAUGGUUACUACUGGUGGAACCAGCUUAAAAGAUGACAUCAUGCGAUUGUAUCAGCCUGUUCAUUUACUUGUUGGUACUCCUGGAAGAAUAUUAGAUCUUUCAAAGAAGGGAAUCUGCGUGUUGAAAGAUUGUGCAAUGCUUGUCAUGGAUGAGGCUGAUAAGCUUUUGUCACCCGAGUUCCAGCCUUCAAUAGAUACCUUCCCAAAAUCUUAUGUAAUUAACCUCAUGGACGAACUUACCCUCAAGGGAAUAACACAGUUCUAUGCUUUUGUUGAAGAAAGGCAGAAAGUUCAUUGCCUCAAUACUCUUUUCUCAAAGCUUCAAAUCAACCAAUCAAUAAUUUUCUGCAACUCGGUAAAUCGGGUUGAAACUACUGGCGAAGAAAAUUACUGA
Messenger RNA from Lactuca virosa, 1457 nucleotides. The record is from the annotation of a GenBank genome assembly. NCBI's taxonomy places the organism in Eukaryota, Viridiplantae, Streptophyta, Magnoliopsida, Asterales, Asteraceae.